GGGAGGGGGCGCUCUGGGCCUUGAAAUCCAAAGGACGCUGCGCGCCCUGCUUCAGUUGAGUGAGUUGGAGGUGCACGGCGCACAGGAGUCUGCUGGUUUGGUUUCGGGUCCGACUCUCCAAAGUUUCCACGUUUCUCUCUCCCUCUGGAUGAACCCUGAGCGCGCGAACACGGCGGUGAUCAGUGGGAGGAAAAGCGAUGGCCUGCAGGGCGAACUGGCACAGACUGCUUUUAUCAAAGUUAUCACUUUUGUAGACACAGGUUCGGAAGAGCGCGCCCAGCUCAGCUCUGAGACCCAGCGACAGGUCACUUCUUCUGCGACGCCUGCUGAGUCCUCCCCGCUCCAGCAGCCUUGUCCCGGCCGUAGGCACGCCGACACACAACCCCGGACACCCAGCACCAUUCAGCGCGUAGCUCCUUUGCCAGACAUGCCCUGUGUGCAGGCUCAGUACGGGCCGGCCCCUCCAGGCUCUGCCUACUCUGGCCAGUCCUUCAGUUACCAGGGCGACAGUUACAGCUCUGACCUAAUGACCCCUGACUACACCAAGCUGGACCUGGGUGGGAGUGAAAUCUCCGCUGCUGCCACCACUUCCCUCCCCAGCUUCAAUGUCUUUGUGGAGGGAAGCUACGAGCCCAAGUCUUCUUGUCUCUACCAGAUGCCUACACACAGGCCCACCAUUAAAAAAGAGGAGGACAGCUACCCGACGGCUCCACCACUGGACGCCCUGUCCUCCUCUACUAUGUACUUUAAACAGUCUCCCCCCUCCACUCCCACGACACCAUCUCUGCCUCCCCAGCCUGGCUCCUCUUUUCUGUGGGAGGAGCACUCCCUGCCUCCACCGUCACAUCCCCACUCACUGGGCUCUAGCCUGGAGACGGGGCCCCUCAAGUCUCCCCGUUUUUCUCACUUCUACCAGCAUUCGCCACCACACAGUGGAGGCAGCGUCAGCGGCUAUGAAAGUCUGGGAGGAGGCCUGGUGCGAACCUCCUCUUCUUCCUCCUCCUCUUCAUCCUCAAUCUCUCAUCCUCAUGGUCCACCUCUGGAGCAGCCCAUGUACCAGCUGCACCGUGGGGCCGGGGGCAGCAGCCUGGCCUUCCGCUCCCUGGCUCUCGGGCCCUGUGGCCCCCUACUAGGAGACAACCUGCCCUCUCCCCCUCCACGUGGCCCUCAAGGAGAAGGCACCUGUGCAGUGUGUGGGGACAAUGCUGCCUGCCAGCACUACGGUGUACGCACUUGUGAGGGCUGCAAAGGCUUCUUUAAGGUAAAAGCACUUUAA
This is a messenger RNA of Solea senegalensis (Senegalese sole), 1276 nucleotides long. RefSeq names its product nuclear receptor subfamily 4 group A member 3-like. Lineage: Eukaryota; Metazoa; Chordata; Actinopteri; Pleuronectiformes; Soleidae. The record is from RefSeq and is a predicted model, not a curated record. Gene Ontology annotation, biological process: cellular response to corticotropin-releasing hormone stimulus; regulation of transcription by RNA polymerase II. The transcript has 3 exons. Gene Ontology annotation, molecular function: zinc ion binding; RNA polymerase II cis-regulatory region sequence-specific DNA binding; nuclear glucocorticoid receptor binding. The coding region runs from base 149 to 1276 and encodes 375 amino acids. Gene Ontology annotation, cellular component: transcription regulator complex; nucleus.